This is a messenger RNA of Gadus chalcogrammus (walleye pollock), 830 nucleotides long. Its product is annotated as retinal cone rhodopsin-sensitive cGMP 3',5'-cyclic phosphodiesterase subunit gamma-like. The coding region runs from base 75 to 287 and encodes 70 amino acids. Gene Ontology annotation, molecular function: 3',5'-cyclic-nucleotide phosphodiesterase activity; cGMP binding. Gene Ontology annotation, biological process: positive regulation of G protein-coupled receptor signaling pathway; visual perception; positive regulation of epidermal growth factor receptor signaling pathway. Gene Ontology annotation, cellular component: photoreceptor outer segment membrane. The record is from RefSeq and is a predicted model, not a curated record. The transcript is spliced from 3 exons. Lineage: Eukaryota; Metazoa; Chordata; Actinopteri; Gadiformes; Gadidae.
GGGAGACCCAAACAGGAAGUUGAUCUGGGAGCUACCACAAGUCUACUGGAGACCUUCCACGAGAACAGUAUAAAAUGGCAGACCCGGCUGAGAAGAAGGCCCCUCCCAAGUUCAAGCAGAGGUCCGCUCGUACCUUCAAGAGCCGCGCCCCCAAGCCUGGGCAGAAGGGAUUUGGGGACGACAUCCCCGGCAUGGAGGGUCUCGGCACUGACAUCACGGUGGUGUGCCCAUGGGAAGCCUACGGGGACUUGGAGCUCGGGGACCUAGCCAAAUAUGGAAUCGUCUAGUACGGCAGUGGGUAUGGAUGGCAAGGGAGGGGCCCUGGUCAUCCAGACCCACUGCCGUUUUCCUCUGCUCGUCUUACAAUUAAAAACUCCCUCGUCUGUUGACCUAGAGUCGGUUUACACACACAUAUGCCCGUCUACAGAUUCAUAAGAACUGUAGAUCUCUGAUACAGUUUGCACAAAAUCCCUUUUUUGUGCCGUUUUACCUUUCGUCUUGUCAACCGUUUUGAUGCAUAUUAAAAGUGACAGGGAUGUCAUAAUUACAUUGCGGCUCAAGGUCUAUCCUGAAUGUGGGGACUGUCACGCUCUCACACUUGGAUAAGCACUGGUGUUGUUUUUCCAUUGUAUUCAAGAAGGUUUGACAGCCGUGGUUAAAGCUCAGCCAGCGCCUUCUCUCCUCUCCUGCCUUUACUCUGACAUUACUGUUCAACCCCGGCCGGCGAGAUCAUUCACGUGUGAAAGUUUUAAGAUGGUGUUUUUAUGCAUGCUUGUACAUUUUGUAGAUUCUGGCAAAGAGUAAAGAUUUAGUAAAUAAAUGUCAAUAUU